Messenger RNA from Polyodon spathula (Mississippi paddlefish), 348 nucleotides. RefSeq names its product polyadenylate-binding protein 2-like. The transcript is spliced from 3 exons. Gene Ontology annotation, molecular function: RNA binding. The record is from RefSeq and is a predicted model, not a curated record. The annotation marks the transcript as partial. Lineage: Eukaryota; Metazoa; Chordata; Actinopteri; Acipenseriformes; Polyodontidae.
UAUAGCUUGUUUAGGUUUUGGGUUAAGGUAUAUCUACAGGUUUAUGAUGUGCAAGAGGUCAUUUCUCCUAUGUGUGGGUCUGUAGGUGUGUUCUAUCCAAUGACUGCUGAAGAGAAGGUGGAUGCUGAUAACAGAUCGGUCUAUGUAGGCAAUGUGGAUUAUGGAUCAACUGCAGAUGAGCUGGAAAUUCACUUCAACGGCUGUGGUCCAGUCAAUCGUGUGACCAUUUUGUGUGACAAAUUCUCCGGACAUCCUAAGGGGUUUGCAUACAUUGAGUUUUCAAACCGGGACUCUGUGAAGACAGCCAUGGCUCUGGAUGAGACACUGUUUAGGGGUAGAAUCAUAAAG